AUGAACGACGUUUUCCUGAAUCCUGUGCACCCUCUACCCGCAAUCCGGGUCAAGUCCGCCUCCCCCUCUGGUCCCUCGGCCUCGACCAAACCUGGCCGUCCUUCUUCCAUUAAGAAACACCCACCAUCAACGCCUCUAAAUGCUGCUUUUGAUUCAAUCUCCCGGGCCAUCAAAGGCGCAAAUAACCUUGUCUUGUCUCUUCGUGAUGGACUGUCUGAGCUGGAACGGGAAAACAGGAGGAAAAAGGAAGAGCGCAGGCUUGUGCUCUCUAUUCAUAUGAAGAAUGCGGAAAGCAGAAAACAAUGGCAGGAAGCUGCAGAAGAGCUCGACAUCCUCGAGGAAAACGACCUUUGGAAACUCGACCCAUAUUCAGGAGAUUACAACCCAGCCCUGAUUGAGGCGCGCCUAAAAGAACUCGACGAUGCACGAACGAAUUGCGACACUCGUGCCAUGAUGCACCUUGUUCGAACCGCCCUAUGCAGAGACCUUGGCGGCAUGGGGAACGUCGAUCUAUACAGACACUCCUACGUAGGCACGAAGAGCCUCAUCGAACGUUAUGUCGACUCGGCCAUGCAGACGAUCGACGCCCUAGUAGAGAAGAGUCAGUUCGCGUUGCCCGAAGGCAUGGGUCAGAGGGAUAUUCUCGAGAGCGUACUAUACGCCCGUCAAAGCUUUGGUCGAAGUGCAUUGCUCUUGAGUGGAGGCGGGACUUUGGGUAUGUCCCAUAUUGGUGUUCUCAAGGCCCUCUUCGAAGUCAAGCUGCUUCCGCGCAUCAUAUCAGGUGCCUCGGCAGGUUCCAUUGUGUCGGCCGUAAUCUGUACGAGGACCGAUGAAGAGAUUCCUCGGCUCGUAAAGGAAUUCCCCUAUGGCGACCUAGCUGUCUUUGACGCCGACGAGAACCCCGACGGCGUCUUCGACCACAUGCGGAGACUCCUCACCGAAGGAAGCUGGUCCGAUAUAAAACACCUGACCCGCGUGAUGCGUGGUUUGGUUGGAGAUCUUACCUUUCAGGAGGCCUAUAACCGAACUCGGCGAGUCCUCAAUAUUUGCCUGCCGCGUCUGCUAAACUACAUCACGGCACCCAAUGUCAUGAUCUGGUCCGCUGUAGCUGCAUCAUGCUCCGUACCCCUCGUCUUCAGCGCUGCCCCGCUGCUCGUAAAGGACCCCGAUACCGGCGAACACAUGCCCUGGAAUCCGACACCGCAGCGAUGGAUCGACGGGUCUGUGGACAACGAUUUGCCCAUGACGAGGCUUGCAGAGAUGUUCAACGUAAAUCACUUCAUUGUCUCUCAAGUGAAUCCUCACGUUACCCCGUUUCUGGCUCGUGAUGACCAGCUGGAUCCCGAUGAUUUCGCGGCACGCCGGGGGUCCAGCCUGUCACCCAGCAAGCAAGAGCUUGACUGGGUCUACGCCCUCACUGCCCUCGCCAAAGACGAGGCAUUGCAUCGUUUGCAUUUCCUUGCCGAGAUUGGUGUCUUUCCGAAUCUCGUCACUAAGCUUAGGAGCAUUCUCAGCCAAAAGUAUUCGGGCGACAUCAACAUUCUCCCAGAAGUAAAUGUUCACGACAUUCCGAAAAUCCUCAGCAAUCCGAGCCCGGAGUUCAUGCUGCGAGCCUGUUUGAUGGGUGAGCGUGCUGCGUGGCCAAAACUGAGCCGGAUCCGCGAUCGUUGUGCCAUUGAGCUCGCGUUGGACAGGGCGGUCCAUCGUUUGCGAGCCCGCGUCGUAUUCUCGGAUAGUCAAGUUGACUUGAGGAGGCUCACCACCGGCAUCGCUUUGCCACCUCCUUGGCCCAAAUCGAUUGCCCUUCCAAAGCAGACAUCUUCGGUAGCCCCCGCUCUGACGCUAGACACCGAAGUCGUGAAGAACAGGCAGCGUAGAUGUUCCGGUAGCAGCGUGCAACUCAUGGCCCAUCAUAGGCGUCUGAUGGAGAACGUACUUACAGACGAAGAGACGGAAGAGGAAGAACGACUAGAGAUGCGGGCAAGGCAUGGCCAUGGUAGCUCCUCACCUGUCAUUGUUCGCAAACCACGCCUCAAGAGGGCGGCAAAGAGCCAUUACAAUGUCUCGCUGGUUAGAGGACCGAUGACGAGCCCGAUUAACCAGGCGCAACUUGAGGCCACAGAGUUCGACUUUGGGAAGCCUGUUACACCGCCACUGCACCGCUCACGAAAAUCGGAAUCCUCUCUGUUCCACGCCCGAAAACCGAGCAGCCUUGAGAUGACACCGGCGAAAGAAUUUGAGUUGGUAGCGCCACCAUCGAGGGGCGAGGCAACCUCGCACACGGAUGAAAUGGAGACAUCAGACCUUCACUCUUCUGACGGCGAUGUAGAGUCACAUACAGAAGACACAAUGUCCGACCCGGACCCGUAUGAGGGCAACUGGCUGCAUGGGCCUGCGAAUGAGUUGGAGACGACGCCCAAGAGCGACAAAGAGGUGCUUGAGGUUAGCAGUCGUGAACUGGUUCCAGUGGGCGACUCGUUGGAAGGACUUUGGGAUUGA
This is a messenger RNA of Colletotrichum scovillei, 2499 nucleotides long. RefSeq names its product patatin-like phospholipase. Gene Ontology annotation, biological process: lipid metabolic process. The record is from RefSeq and is a predicted model, not a curated record. The transcript has 3 exons. Gene Ontology annotation, molecular function: triacylglycerol lipase activity. NCBI's taxonomy places the organism in Eukaryota, Fungi, Ascomycota, Sordariomycetes, Glomerellales, Glomerellaceae. The coding region runs from base 1 to 2499 and encodes 832 amino acids.